AUGGACUUCUCAAAGUCAGCAGUCCGCUGCUACGACAGGGCACUAAGUUCUUUCAUCUUGUGGACAGACGGAUAUGAAGUUCGCAAAGGCGGUCUCGAUCAGGUGGUGGCAGACUCAUGGACUCUCCGACGAUUGAUACUGGGAUUUUUAAGCGAUAUCAGCCGCAGCCUGGCAGAGGGGUUCGUGCCAACUUUGGGUCUCAGUGACGAGUACAGCGCCCAGGUAUCGAGCCUCAGAACCGCAUAUUAUGAGGCAGAAGCAUUGUUCCAAGAGGGCUAUCAAUGCGGUUCAAAUUGGGCUGAUCCAGAUUCAACUUCUGAUGCCGGGUCCGACAGAAGCGAUGAUUCGAGCCAAGGGUCCAUGAUAUCGGAUUCUAGGGAUUUUGAUGAGCUUUUAGCGGACCUGAAAACUGACAUCCAAUGUCUGCAUGAUCUAGGCCCCCUUAUCGAGUCACCAUUCGUUGAACAGCCAAAGCAGCCCGAAGAUACUACUCCAGUGUCCCUCCAGAUAAUAUGGGAGGCAUACCAACCCUACGGGGACCGCAUCCUGCAACGCUUCCCUCAGGCGCAAACCAGCCUGGUUGAGAGACUGGCCAGGGCCAAUCUGGACCGCUUCCGGAAGAUUCAAGAGGAGAAGAGGGAAAAUCUCAUCAAGCAGCAGCAACAUGACGAGGCAGCCAGUCGCAUUUCCGGCAGCGUACGGUAUCGCGAUUCAGCCCUUGGGACUUCUCUGGCAACCGGUAGUAUCUACGCAGAGACGGUUAUGGCCUAUGGUCAGAGCGAGGAUCUCGCCGUUCGUGUACCGCCGCUUCCUGAGGGGGCUAAGUCUGGUGUGCCGUUCGAGUGCCUAGCUUGCGGUCGCAGUGUUUCGAUAAAGAACAACUCUGCGUGGAAGAAACAUCUUUGGCGAGACCUCCGACCUUGGAUUUGUCACGAUAGCACGUGCGACUUAGGCAACGAGCCUUUCACUUCUCGCGAAGACUGGAUUGAACACCUCGAAUUUGAUCAUAACUUUCAACUUGCGUGGGGUUGUUUCGAAUGUCCCCUCUGCCACGAAGAGACUGGCGAGGGAAAGACUGCCAUAAUCCAUCACUUGGCUAGCCACAUGGAAGAAAUCUCACUCGCGGCUCUCCCUAGUGGAUACGAUUCCGACAAUGAUCUUGAAGAGAGCGAUGAUGAGGAUAAGAACGAAGACGAGGACGAUGAAAAGGAUGGGGAUAUCAAUGGCGAGAUUGUUCAGGGGGGAGUUUCCGAAGGCUCGCAAGUUCUGGAUUCUCUACUGGCAGAUGCAUCCUCUCCUCGCAACCUAACUGAUGAGCAAUCCGUUGAGUAUUGGCUGUUUGUCUCCGCUCGUUUCCAGCCGACCCCGCCGACAGGAUCGCAAAGCGCCACGACAUGUACAGGCUUGCAGUUCUUCACGAAGACGGGUUGUAACAUUGUCCGUGGGAAGGUCAGCCGAGCUGCAACCACCAACCAGAAAAGUCGAAAGCAGCCUACGACAUAUUUGUGGACUGUCAUUUGA
Molecule: messenger RNA, 1521 nt
Organism: Fusarium falciforme
Lineage: Eukaryota; Fungi; Ascomycota; Sordariomycetes; Hypocreales; Nectriaceae
Exons: 5
Coding region: 1-1521 (506 amino acids)
Source: RefSeq, a predicted model, not a curated record